GGAGGAGCUGCCGAUUCAUGGCCUCACAGGAAUCACCAGAUGGGACAGUGAAGAACGUUUUAGAUCAGGAGACGUUGAAGUGGGUGUUUGUAGGGGGGAAGGGUGGGGUUGGGAAGACGACUUGCAGUUCCAUCAUCGGUAUCCUACUCUCUCAGGUUCGAUCCUCGGUCCUCAUCAUCUCCACUGAUCCCGCCCACAAUCUUAGCGACGCCUUCCAACAACGCUUCACUAAGGCUCCUACCCUGGUCAAUGGCUUUUCCAAUCUCUAUGCCAUGGAAGUUGAUCCGAAUUUAGAAGAUGAAGAAGGUGCUAGUUCUAGUGGAAUGGAUGGGCUUUUGUCUGAUUUGGCAAAUGCUAUUCCUGGAAUUGAUGAGGCCAUGAGUUUUGCGGAGAUGCUAAAAUUAGUGCAGACCAUGGAUUACUCUGUUAUAGUAUUUGAUACUGCACCUACAGGCCACACGCUCCGAUUAUUACAAUUUCCCUCAACCCUAGAGAAAGGCCUGGUCAAAAUGAUGAGUUUGAAGAGUAAGUUUGGUGGCUUGCUUGGUCAGAUGGGUCGCCUGUUUGGAGUUGGUGAUGAAUUUGGUGAGGAUGCAAUCCUAGGAAGGCUUGAGGGAAUGAAAGAGGUUAUUCAACAAGUUAACGGGCAGUUCAAGGAUCCGGUAAUGAUGGCGUCUACAAGGAAGAAUAUAGGAUCUCUUUCCAGGAAAAUAAAGCAACGUUGGACAUCGGGUUUUCACUUACACGUUGGCGGAAUGCUAUGCUCAGUAGAUAGGGAGCUUUUGGCAGAAAAAUCCUCUAGAGUGGCUCAAGCGCUGAAAGAGAAGCCAGAUGAAGAGAAUCUUUGUUUCUUGCUCGGGGAGGACAUCCCCACUGACCCACAAACCUUCGAGCUGGUAGCCAGAUACUGCCACGGCUAUGCAAUCGACCUCACUCCCCACAACUUCUUCCAAGUCUCAUGGCUGGCUUAUUACCUAGGAAUGACCGAAGACCACAGACCCAACAACCUCCUCAAAAUGGCUUACCUCUACUUCCGAAACAACGUCCUUCCCAGCUGGAACAAAACCAUCACAGCUCUUACCACCAUGUCCAUGCAUACCGAAGGCCUGGACCGAUCCAUGCAGCUCGGUCUCAUCCAUGAAUGCGUGGAGUCGCUCACCACUCAAGCCCUUCACGACCCCCGCCUUCUCUGUCAUGAACGAAAUCUGCGGAGGACCCUGUUCUCCCCGGAUUGGCAAACGGAGGACCUAGCCGCACUUGGUAUCAAGCUGUACGAGCCGAUAAUGGCCGAUAUGAUUUGCCGUCGCGUCCCUCUAGAAUACGCAUCAGCUUCUCUGUGUCACUAUUUUAACAAAAACAGAUCCACAACUGACAGAAGAGAAGUCAUUGAAGCCAUCCAAAGACUCUUACCGCCCAACGACUACUAUGAAGAUAAGGAGGAGGAUGAGGAAGAAGAGAAAGAACUUGUCGUUAUUCCAUUCACGACCCUACUGGAAAUGCUGAAAACCGCAGUGGAAUCGGGUGCCAGUGAAGAAUGCAAGGACGGGUUGGAGGACAGAGUUGGAAAACGGCUAGAUGAGGUCACCGUCCAAGACCUAAUAUCACUAUCUGAACAAUAUAGCGGUGCCGAGGAACAAGCAGAAGGAGGAGGAGGAGAAAAAUACGACAUUGAAUGUCUGAAAAGGUUAAUGAAGAGUUACUGCUGUAACUACAGAAGUUCAGACGUCUCUGGGCUUGUGAGAGUGGGAGAGGUCAUGAAUGAGUUUUUAGCUGAGGUUUCUCGGGAUCUCGAGUUGAAGAUGGAGACGUUUGUGUCUCUGGCGGAGUUGUCCUCCACCGUGGCGGCGGCGACACACGGAUGCUCCGAUGGUUUGUACAGAGCCGUGGAUGUGUACUUGGAGGCGCACGGAUGGCUGACGGAGCAGGAGAAGGAGAUGGUGUGUGGUGCACUGGAUUGCAGCAUGCUGUCGACGGUGGCGCGCGAGCACGCCGUAAGGAAUCAGAGGUUGCCUUUGAGGUUGGUGGUGCGAGUUCUGUUUGUAGCUAUAGGUGAGAUGAAGCUGAGGGACACCGCCACCAUUGUUACCCAAGCUGUUGCAGAGAGGUCUGAGGAAGAUGAGGAAGGAACAAGAAAAGGAGACGAUAGUAAUAACAUGAAUACAGUGUUGAGGGAGAAUGAUUGUGGCAUCAGUAGUAAUAGCAGAAGGAAUAAUAGCAGUAGUGUGUGGAAGAAAUUCAAAAGGAAGCUUGGGUGUGUAACCUCUACUCAUCAUGAGUCUAUUAACUGCCAUGUCAAGAGGAACAAGCAAGACCACACAGUCUAAGAUUGGAAAUUCAAAUAGACUUAGUACUUCCACAGUUCCACUUCUAUUAUUUUAUCUAUUUUUUCAUUUGAUUUGUUUACUAAUUACAAGUAUAUAUUAAUUUAGUUAUUUCAAUUAUUUGGUAUUCUUUUGAAAAGCUUGGGUUAAUUUGGAGGUCUUUCCGGGAAAGGUUAACAUUGUUAGUAAAAUACUCCGUAUAUUGUAAGUUUCAAUAUUUUUCCUAAACUAGGACUAACUGGCCCCUAUUUUGAGAAUUCUUGAUUGCCUUAAUCUUAUAGAAAAUGUUCUAGUUAGGAAUAAAACAGACGGAGUAAAUAAGUAAGUUGCACAAAUCGAAGUAGCGAUAUACUACGUACUAUUCUCAAAAUAGAGUAAUUUGAUUGUCUUAAUCUUAUAUUUUAAGAUUUUCUCUUUGUUAAGUGAACAUUGUUGUUAUAAUCUCUAAUGAGUUGAGGGAACCUAUUAUGAUCACGUAGGAUUUUAUUUUUUCGUUAAAUAUAUGCCUUUGGCAAAUUAUACCGUGGGAUCGUUGUACCGUGAGCACGGUGCACCCGAUCCCAAAACGGUAUUGUUUUUCAAUUAAAAGAGAGCAAAUUUCUUGCAUCGCUCAAAUAGACAAUCCACUGAUUUAGUCAAGGGGAGUCCCACAUCUGGAAUUGCUUGGCUCCAACCCGCAUUUGGAAUUGCUUGGCUUCAAUCUUCGACCUUCUGGUGCAUCUCGAACUGCUAGACUUGUUGCGCCGCGUUCUGAUUUCAAGGUUGAUGUUGUGGCCUCGCCGGUGCUUCACUGGGGAAGAUGACCGGAUUGGUUGUUGGGUUGUCUGAACUGGCCGCGCUUGGUUUUGCUUUAACGGGGAUGUUUUGUUUGAGAUCUGGACGGUUAUCGGAAGUCGCCUUCAACCGGAGAGUGGAGUGGGUGGUCUGGGUGGUUUGGUUCGUUUGCCGGGAUUUCGACGGGUUCCACCACCGGAGACCACAAUUUGUCCUGUGGAAGGGAGAUUGGAAGAUCUUUGAUUUUCGGCCAAGAGUCUCUAUGGCUUUGUGUUAUCUUGGAGGAUAGCUACAUCGAAAGCCUCGUUAGAAGCUUGAGGAUGGAUUAUUUUUAUUUGGGUUCAAGCCUAAGAUACAUGUGUAUCAAAGCAAUUUACAUUUCUAUUUGAUUCAAUUUACAUUUAAAUUAACCCAAUUUACAUUUUUUAUUUAACUUGAGUUGCAUUUCUAUUAAGACUACAAUAAUGAACAUCCUACAUCUGGUGACAUUUUUGUAAUUUAACUGAAAAUCGUGGCUUCCGCUAAAUGAGUAUUAAUGCAC
Molecule: messenger RNA, 3636 nt
Organism: Cuscuta europaea
Lineage: Eukaryota; Viridiplantae; Streptophyta; Magnoliopsida; Solanales; Convolvulaceae
Source: the annotation of a GenBank genome assembly